Messenger RNA from Trifolium pratense (red clover), 981 nucleotides. RefSeq lists its product as uncharacterized. The coding region runs from base 162 to 671 and encodes 169 amino acids. The transcript has a single exon. The record is from RefSeq and is a predicted model, not a curated record. NCBI's taxonomy places the organism in Eukaryota, Viridiplantae, Streptophyta, Magnoliopsida, Fabales, Fabaceae.
UGUGAUUAGGUGGAAAAAAGUUUGAGUUCUCUAUGUGUCUAUAUAUGCUGAAAUAGGAAACAUUUUCAUCACUACUCAUAGCUUGUAAAAAUAAUCACUUUAUUACACUUCUCUUGUCUUUUCAUUUUCACACAACCACUCUCUUUCACUUCAUCAUAACAAUGGCAGAUUGGAGUGUUUUCAAGAACAAAACCACAAGUUUUUAUGAUGGUUCAAAAGAGGAACAAGACAAUGAUUUUGAUGAAGAAGAUGUUUGGGGUGAUUUUGGUUCAAAAAAAAUCAAAAGGGUAUCUAAGGAUUCUUCUGGUUCUUCUUCUUCUUCUUCUUCCUCUGCAAGAAAAAACAUUCCAAAGGCUAAUACUACAUUGCUACCUGUUGUUUCUGAUGACCCUUUUGUUAGAGGGUCAUCAGCACCUAUGAACAUUCCUGAUUGGUCAGAAGUUUAUGGUAAGAAUUGUAAGAAUGGUGGUUUGCAUGAUGAUGGAGAUGAUUAUGGUGAUGAUGAUGAAGAUGGUGAUGUUGUUCCUCCACAUGAAUGGAUUGCUAAGAAGCUUGCAAGGAAUCAGAUUUCAUCUUUUUCUGUGUGUGAAGGGAUGGGAAGGACACUUAAAGGGAGAGAUCUUAGCAAAGUGAGGAAUGCUAUUUUGACCAAAACUGGCUUCAUUGAGUAGUUAAGUUAAGUACUUUUUUUUUCUUUCUAAGUUGAGUAGUUAAGUUAAGUACUUUUUUUUAAGUUGAGGAGUUAAGUGCUUAGUGGCUUCAUAAAAUAGUUAAGUUUCAAAUUUUGGUAUUAUGACUAGCCAUAGAACUAUUAUCUAUCAUUUGUAUGACUUAGAUCCCAUGCAAUUGUUUUCUUUUUAUUAUUAUGUUAUUCUCAGUCUCAUUAAUAUUAUAUAUUAGUUUUAGUAUGGUAUAUGGUGUUAUGCUGUUAUACCUUUUUGAACUUAAAAUGGAAGCACUACUAAAUGAUGAAGCCAGAGC